Messenger RNA from Mycetomoellerius zeteki, 1373 nucleotides. Its product is annotated as transmembrane protein 192. Bases 472 to 1215 code for a protein of 247 amino acids. NCBI's taxonomy places the organism in Eukaryota, Metazoa, Arthropoda, Insecta, Hymenoptera, Formicidae. The transcript is spliced from 5 exons. The record is from RefSeq and is a predicted model, not a curated record. Gene Ontology annotation, cellular component: late endosome; lysosomal membrane.
UCAUGCUGCGGGAACGUGGACGCGCUGUGAUAAAAAAUAUCAAAAUUUUCAACAAUGGCACUUGAUGGCGCUAUUUGACCAGACAGAAAUAUGACAGAACGGUAAGAGUCGAGAUGUCAUCGUGUUUUUUUCCACGUGUUUGACAAGAUUGUGUGGCACAGUCGUAUUUGAAGUGACUCCGGGAUGUGCCGUGUAUAUUACAAUCGAUAAGAUACGCGAGCUUUCGGCUAUCAUACGCCGCUAGCUUGUUGCCGCGGAUGUAAACAUAACCUAACCUAACUCUAACCUAGAGACGCAAUUGCAUCUUUCCCACCGCUGGCACCGCUCUUUUUCCUUGGUUCCUUCAACUUUCGUUUGAAAGCAUGUGAUUCCAAGGAUAAGGAAGAGUUUUCAUUUAUAAGAUGUUGAUGGUUUGUAAUAGAUAUUAGGAUAUAUGAUACUUUAUGAGUGUCUUUUGAUCGGCCCAUUAAGAUGGAAGACGAAGAGUGCUUUCAACCAGUCUUGAGCUCUCAGGAGGAAGAUAAUUUUCAGCAAUUAAACACUGUGUCGGUCGUGUCGAUUCCACUUUCACUUGGAGUGUGUCUGGAGAUCACUGGGAUUGUAUUUGUGUCUAUUUGGCCAAAGGAACAGAACAAAUGUGAAACGUAUUUUAUAUACUUAUACCUUCACUGUGCCUAUUGGCUAAUAGUCAUGGCGAUAGAUCACGUUGUCAAAGCAAGACACCAUAGUUUGCGUAUUAAUGGAUAUCUAGAUUUCUAUCAAUCAACAUAUCAACUUAUAAGGACACCCCUUUUCAUCGCAUCGUUGUGGAAUACAUGCUACUUGUUGCUAGCUGUGAUUCUACAUCACACACAUAAAGUUGACUACGAGCGGUAUUGCGGGAAGUCAGAGUGGUUCACACCGCUUAACUAUAUUUUUCUCCUAACCACUUUGGAACUCAUGAUAAUUUUAUCGGCUUACAUUAAUUAUAUCAAGAGAGUUAUGAAGUUUAAUCGAUUACGUCCACCAUCCGAUGUCACUCGCGACGAAUGGCUGUCGCCCUUUACGCAGGAUUCCUACUCCGGAAUGGGGGAAAUCGGGUAUCGGCAAAGGGGGAGGAAUUUAGAGGAACUGCUGGAAAAGCAGGCAGACUUGAUAAGAUAUUUGAAGGAUCACAAUGUAAAGCUAAGUCAUAGAAUAAUGUUAUUAGCGUCUCACAGAGCAACAGAGACAUAAAGCAAAACUGAUUACAUAUCUCUUUUAUAAAAAAUUGAUGCUUAUUAUCAUUUAAUAAGUGAUGUUAUAUCGGAGAUCAGAAUUAUAAUUUUUCAAAUGUGAUAUAUAUGACGUUUUUUAAUGAACUCGAUUGAUUCGAUCACAGAUGUCUAUACUAG